AUGAGACAACAUCUCAAAAAGUUGUUAUUUCCCCAUCACCAAACAUAUACAAAAAUUGUAUCAUCUGCACAUCGAUUUUACGCGUCUUCAACAAAUUUAUUAUCACAUGAUGCAAGUGAAAAGACGACGACUCAAAAAAAACCUCCUAACGUCCCAGCUCCUUUUCUAGUGUUCAAUCGUGACGUGAAAACCCGUCAGCGUAGUCGUGCAGCCAUUGAUAAAGAAACCAGUCGACAGGUUGAUUAUUUAAAGGAUGAGGUGGCACAACGAAUAGUUGACCGAAUUCUGGAUGUAAAACGAGAUUUCUCUACGAUUGUUGAUUUGGGGAGUGGGUGUGGACAUAUCGCGAAAUUCUUGGACGAAGACAUUUGUAAACGAUUGAUUAUGUGUGACACGUCAGAAACGGCUUUAAAUAGGCACACGGAUCAAGAAUACGAAGUUGAGAUUGAACGCAAAGUGGUCGACGAAGAGUGGCUACCUUUCGAGGAGAAUUCUUUAGAGGCUGUUGUUAGUAAUCUUUCACUUCAUUGGGUGAAUGAUUUGCCAGUCCAAAAAAUUUUGAUUGGAAGCUUCCCAGAGCAUCGCAGCACAUUCAUACAGAUCCGUCGCUCCUUAAAGCCAGAUGGCGUAUUUAUUGCUGCAACGGCACUACAACUUGCAGAAUUGGAACGUGAAGGGGGCAUUUCACCGCGUGUAUCACCGAUGACAGAUGUGAGGGACUUGGGUAGCUUAUUGUCACGAGCAGGCUUCACCCUCACAACUGUCGACAUCGACGAGAUUGUCGUUAAUUAUCCGAGUAUGUUCGAAUUGAUGCUGGAUUUACGCGCCAUGGGUGAAAGCAAUGCUGUUAUAAAUAGACGCUUAUUCUUAAAGAGAGAUACAAUGAUAGCAAGUGCUGCAAUAUACAAAGAAUUGUAUGGGAAUCCGGAAGGCACAAUUCCAGCCACUUUUCAGAUAAUGUAUGUGAUCGGUUGGAAACCAGACAUCUCGCAACCGAAACCCAAACCUCGUGGGUCUGCAGAAGUUUCUUUAAAAGAAGCAUUAGAAAAAAACCAAAAAUAA
Messenger RNA from Ambispora leptoticha, 1062 nucleotides. Lineage: Eukaryota; Fungi; Glomeromycota; Glomeromycetes; Archaeosporales; Ambisporaceae. The record is from the annotation of a GenBank genome assembly.